ACACACACACACACACACACACACACACACACACACCUCUGGUGCUGAUGACACACACAGCAGCGACUAAACACACGGGCCCUCCGGCUCCUUCACGUCGUCUCCACACUUCUCAUCUUUAAAACGCAAGCAGCUCGUCUGGACUCCGAUCAGAUUCUUUUUUUUGUUUGUUUGGUUAUUUUGGAGAGAAGCGCCGAUCGAAGCUGAAGCUGGAUGGAGUCACCGUGUCGGGCUUGACUCUGAGAGCGCAGCCGCUCCUCUCAGGUAUCCACUCCUGAGGAGAAAGAAGGAGACCGGGUGAUUAAAGGAUUUUUUAUUUCUGCAGUAAAUAAACACAGCCGAGACCCCCACAGCUCGGGAACUAUAUUGUCAGGAGGAUCUAACUUCCAUUUUGGAGGCGAGAGUGUGUAGAGUAGCCCGGCGCACAGACAGAAGCGCGUUCAGAGGAGAAGGAGACAACCAGCUCAGCCAUGGAGGUCGCAGCGGCCGAUCAGUCUCGGUGGAUGGCGCACCACCACGCAGUGCUGAACAGCCAGCACCCGGACUCUCACCACCACAGUCUGAGCCACAACUACAUGGAGCCCAUGGCGCCUUUGCUGCCCCAGGACGAGGUGGACAUGUUUCUGAACCACUUGGACUCUCAGGGGAACCCUUACUACACCAACUCCCGGGCAAGGGUCACCUACAGCCAAGCGCACGCUCGUCUCGCUGGGAACCAGGUCUGCCGACCACACCUCAUCCACAGCCCCGGGAUUCCCUGGCUGGACCCCGGCAAAGCUGCCCUGUCCGCUGCGCACCACCACAACGCAUGGGCGGUCAGUCACUUCAGCAAACCCGGCCUGCACCCCACCGGCUCCGGCUACCCCUGCAGCAGCAACACCGGCACGGCUCCCGUGUCGUCGCUCACCCCGGGGUCCCACUCCAGCCCGCACCUCUACAGUUUCCCCCCGACCCCUCCGAAAGACGUGUCGCCGGACCCCGGCCCCACCUCCCCGACCUCCACUUCGACCAGGAUGGACGAGAAGGAUUCGAUCAAGUCCUACCAGAUGCCGCUGACGGACAGCAUGAAAAUGGAGAGCUGUAGUCCUCUGCGCAGCGGCCUGGCCUCGAUGAACGGCCAGGCCACGCAUCACCCCAUCCCGACCUACCCGGCCUACUCUCUGCCGAAUCCACACGAGUACAGCGGCAGCCUCUUCCACCCCGGCAGCCUGCUCGGCGGGUCCAGCUUCACGCCCAAGUGCAAAAGCAAAGCCAGAUCGAGCUCAGAACUCUAUGCAGAGGGACGGGAAUGUGUAAACUGCGGGGCCACCUCGACCCCUCUUUGGCGACGGGACGGUACCGGCCACUACCUGUGCAACGCCUGCGGACUGUACCACAAGAUGAACGGCCAGAACCGACCACUCAUCAAGCCCAAACGCAGACUGUCCGCUGCGAGACGUGCAGGCACCUGCUGCGCAAACUGCCAGACCACCACCACCACCCUGUGGAGGCGCAACGGGAACGGAGACCCGGUGUGUAACGCCUGCGGCCUUUACUUUAAACUGCACAAUGUUAACAGACCCCUGACCAUGAAGAAGGAAGGCAUCCAGACACGCAACCGCAAGAUGUCCAGCAAGUCCAAGAGGAACAAGCGAACAGGGGACGGCUUUGACGAGCUGUCCAAGUGCAUGCACGACAAGGCCUCUCCCUUCGGCGGGGCACCCGGCCUCACCAGCCACAUGACCCACAUGGGUCACCUGCCCCCCUUCAGCCACUCGGGACACAUGCUGCCUACUCCCACGCCCAUUCAUCCUUCAUUCGGUCACCCCCACCACUCCAAUCGCUCGCCAGUCUGGGCCGAGCCUCACUGAGGGCCCCCCCCCCCAGACCCAAAACUCCUCCGCCUGUAGGAGCCGCCACGCCGCCAUUAACACUAAAUGGCCUUCACAUCACGCCAAAAGCUGAGCAGACUUGUUUGCGUUAUGUACAGUGGUUGGGAGGGGAGGGACUUUCAGUUGGACUUUGUAACUGAAGGUCAUGUUAUGCCUGACUUCACUGAUGGGACGCCACAGAAAGCGGGACUUGUGCGGACUCUGUGAAGAGCAAACGUGACGAACGUUCCCUGGUCCCUGGGUAAUUUGUGGCUUACAGGAAUGGAGUGAACGAAGAUGCUUUUCAUUCUUUUUGCUUAUUUUUACUGAGUCACUUUGGUACCCACCUCUCCAUGACCCUGUAACAGGAGACUCAAGAGGUCUUUAAAGAACCGCUGUUCCCACCUCACGACCAUCUCGUUAUAUGCUGAGAUACGUGCACCCUGUCCACCCCCAUGCUGUUGUCCACAACUGCCAUGGACAGACAGACGGACAGAGAGACAGACUUCAGUGCUGGAGGUCUAAAGACUGGCUCACAGCUACAGCACCCGUAUGCCUCUGUUACCAUCCAGUCAGGCCCAGACUACAAUACCCAUAGACCAGUUCUCUCCUCACAUGCUGGAUUGUACACCACCACAACGCUCACCUGUUUUUAAUAAUGGACUUUUAAGGAAAAAAGACACCGUAAAUAAAGUGUUUAUAAAUGCUUAAUUGCUAUUAUUGUUGUCAUAUUUGAUGUUAUAAUUAUUGCUACGAUAAUUUAUUUUCACUCUUAAAGCUUUCGUCAAAGACACAUGGAAACUGUUAUGAUUUUAAUUUCAUGGUUAUUACGUAAAGAAAAACACUGACCUAUCUUAGAUAAAAAGGCCCUGAGCUGUAUGUUUUUAUCAUUUUUCCAUCUCACAAAAGUAAAGUAAAUAAAGUUUAAUACUGAAGUUCAA
This is a messenger RNA of Hippoglossus stenolepis (Pacific halibut), 2791 nucleotides long. It is a transcript of the gene gata2a, whose product is annotated as GATA binding protein 2a. NCBI's taxonomy places the organism in Eukaryota, Metazoa, Chordata, Actinopteri, Pleuronectiformes, Pleuronectidae. Gene Ontology annotation, molecular function: RNA polymerase II cis-regulatory region sequence-specific DNA binding; DNA-binding transcription factor activity, RNA polymerase II-specific; zinc ion binding. Gene Ontology annotation, biological process: positive regulation of miRNA transcription; positive regulation of angiogenesis; cell fate commitment. Gene Ontology annotation, cellular component: nucleus. The record is from RefSeq and is a predicted model, not a curated record. The transcript is spliced from 6 exons. The coding region runs from base 471 to 1850 and encodes 459 amino acids.